GAGGGGCCGGGCGGUGCUGCGCCCAGAGUCGCGAGCGGAGGGGAGGGGCGGGCGAGGGGAAGGGGCGGGGCCGGGUGGUGCUGGGCGCUGAGGCGCUAGAGGAGGGGCGGGUCCGGCGCGCGGCCGUUAGCAGUCCAGUUCUACCAACGGUCGGCGUGGCUGCGGUUCCCGAGGGUGACAGUCCGCGGGACCCGCCCCGGUUUGCGCGCUCGCCCCCUUCGCCGGCGCAGUCACCGCGCGGGGCGGCCGCCCGGAGGUAGCUACCACGGCCUGUGUCAACGACUAAAGCUCCGGGACAGCGGCGCCCUCAGCGACAGCUGAGAGGGCGGCCCCGGCCGGGAGCGGCGGCCGGUGAGCUACCUCGAGGAGGAGCGGCGGAGGCGACCUCGGCCCGGCCCCGCACCAGCCGCGCGGCAGGCGCGACAUGAGCCUGGUCUGGUAUCCGCGGGAUGCUCCUUGAGCCCCUUUUCUGGCUGUUACCUCCGGGGGACGGUUGCGGCCACACCGACACGUAUUUUCCAAAUCAAUCAUUCUUGCGGCGGCGGGGCCGAACACGUUUAUUUAUUUUUUAUUUUCUCAACAAGCCUUUACCCAGCACCUGUCCAGUGAAACAACUUGAUAAGCGUUUCGAGGAGCCUCCGCCGGGUUAGGAGGCCACGGCCUGGCAGCUCGUGGAAGCCGCAUUUGCAACGCCCCCUCAGAUGUUCUGAAGAUCGUGGCGUCUUGUAACUAGCCGUGUGUGCACAGAAUCCUCAAGGAACGUCUUGGCCCAGCGAUGCAAAGAACUGAAGUUUCAAGGUUUUAUUUCUAUUGCUGGAUGGUCGGGGUAGCCCCAGUAACUGGGGACUGCUCCGCGAUCCGCUCACGUGGACCCUGUGGGAAUAGCAAGAUCUGCUUUGUGUGCAAGAAAAAGGGAGCUGCUAUCAACUGCCAGAAGGAUCAGUGCAUCAGAAACUUCCAUCUGCCUUGUGGCCAAGAAAGGGGUUGCCUUUCACAAUUUUUUGGAGAGUACAAAUCAUUUUGUGAAAAACAUCGCCCAACACAGAACAUCCAAGGGGGGAAUGUAGGGGAGGAAAGCUGCAUCUUAUGUUGUGAAGACUUAUCACAACAGAGUAUUGAGAACAUCCAGAGCCCGUGUUGUAGUCAAGCCAUCUACCACCGCAAGUGCAUACAGAAAUAUGCCCACACAUCAGCAAAGCAUUUCUUCAAAUGUCCACAGUGUAACAAUCGAAAAGAGUUUCCUCAAGAAAUGCUGAGAAUGGGAAUUCAUAUUCCAGACAGAGAUGCUGCCUGGGAACUUGAGCCAGGGGCUUUCUCAGAGUUAUAUCAGCGUUAUCAGCACUGUGAUGCCCCCAUCUGUCUGUAUGAACAAGGCAGAGACAGCUUUGAGGAUGAAGGGAGGUGGUGCCUCAUUCUGUGUGCUACAUGUGGAUCCCACGGAACCCACAGGGACUGCUCCUCUCUUAGAUCCAACAGUAAGACAUGGGAGUGUGAGGAGUGUUCACCUUCUGCUUCAGCCACAGACUACAUACCUGAAAACUCAGGGGACAUGCCUUGCUGCAGCAGCACCUUCCACCCUGAGGAGCAUUUCUGCAGAGACAACAGCCUGGAAGAAAAUCCAGGCCUUUCUUGGACCGAUUGGCCAGAACCUUCCUUAUUAGAAAAGCCAGAGUCCUCUCGUGGCAGUAGGAGCCGCUCCUGGAAGUCCAAAGGUGUCAGAAUCACUAACAGCUGCAAAAAAUCCAAGUAACACCUUCUGAGUAGCUGCUAUCCUGCACAAUAGGGUAUGAAGCUGUGCUCCUCCAUCUGGUUUGGGGAGGGAGCACUCUGAGACUGUGAGACAAGGAAGCCAGGCCAGCAGUGAGACUAUGAGCCAAGAAAAGAGAAGUCUCAGGGGAGCGUGAGGAGGGAGCAGUCCAGAUGCCAACAAGGAAACGUGUUUAUGGCUACAAGA
Messenger RNA from Cebus imitator (Panamanian white-faced capuchin), 1954 nucleotides. RefSeq names its product PHD finger protein 7 (gene PHF7). The record is from RefSeq and is a predicted model, not a curated record. Gene Ontology annotation, cellular component: nucleus. Lineage: Eukaryota; Metazoa; Chordata; Mammalia; Primates; Cebidae. The transcript is spliced from 7 exons. The coding region runs from base 776 to 1750 and encodes 324 amino acids.